ACAGCAUUCCAACUUAACGUCAAGAUGCCUGAACCCACCAAGUCCGCUCCGGCGCCGAAGAAGGGCUCCAAGAAGGCGGUGACCAAGGCGCAGAAGAAGGACGGCAAGAAGCGCAAGCGCAGCCGCAAGGAGAGCUACUCGGUGUACGUGUACAAGGUGCUGAAGCAGGUGCACCCCGACACCGGCAUCUCGUCCAAGGCCAUGGGCAUCAUGAACUCGUUCGUCAACGACAUCUUCGAGCGCAUCGCGGGCGAGGCGUCGCGCCUGGCGCAUUACAACAAGCGCUCGACCAUCACGUCGCGGGAGAUCCAGACGGCCGUGCGCCUGCUGCUGCCCGGCGAGCUGGCCAAGCACGCCGUGUCCGAGGGCACCAAGGCCGUCACCAAGUACACCAGCUCCAAGUAAACCUGCCAAGAGGAGCCGACGCGUUUUAGGCAUCUUUUCCCACCGCCGGUCACUGCUAAACACCGUGGCAUCUCACGCAGAAAACAAUGAGUGACACC
Suricata suricatta (meerkat) is the source of this 503-nucleotide messenger RNA. RefSeq names its product histone H2B type 1-M. Lineage: Eukaryota; Metazoa; Chordata; Mammalia; Carnivora; Herpestidae. The transcript has 3 exons. The record is from RefSeq and is a predicted model, not a curated record. Gene Ontology annotation, molecular function: DNA binding; protein heterodimerization activity; structural constituent of chromatin. The coding region runs from base 25 to 405 and encodes 126 amino acids. Gene Ontology annotation, cellular component: nucleosome.